AUGGAUGAUGAUGACUUUUCUCUGGAAGGUAUCUUAACAUCGGCUGUGGUUGCAGAAUGUUUCGAGAAAAUGUUCAAUGAUCCUCAGUGUCCUCUUACUUGGCCUAAAUUAUUGUUAACUGAUAUGGGAUCUGAGUUUAAAGGAAGUUGUGAAAAGCUUAUGAAAGAGCAUGAUGUGAAAAUUCAGAAAGCUAAUUCAAAGAGUAGUAUGGGUAUUAUUGAAAGAUUUAAUCGAACAUUAGCUGAGAAAUUAUUUCGGAUUCAAGAUGCACAUGAGUUAUUGUUACCUUUACCUAAAAGAUCUAGAGCUUGGGUUAAGAAUCUUCCUAUUAUUAUCAAGGAUCUUAAUAACACUGUAACUCGACUUCUUGGUAUAAUACCUAAUGAAGCUAUUAAAAAGAAAUUUGUAUAUGCUAAAGCCUCAAAGCCAAGAUAUGAAUGUUGA
Messenger RNA from Entrophospora sp. SA101, 444 nucleotides. Lineage: Eukaryota; Fungi; Glomeromycota; Glomeromycetes; Entrophosporales; Entrophosporaceae. The record is from the annotation of a GenBank genome assembly.